Messenger RNA from Solanum dulcamara, 1795 nucleotides. RefSeq names its product probable sodium/metabolite cotransporter BASS3, chloroplastic. NCBI's taxonomy places the organism in Eukaryota, Viridiplantae, Streptophyta, Magnoliopsida, Solanales, Solanaceae. The coding region runs from base 199 to 1503 and encodes 434 amino acids. The record is from RefSeq and is a predicted model, not a curated record. Gene Ontology annotation, cellular component: membrane. The transcript has 6 exons.
AAAAAAAGAAGAAAGAGAAGUUUACAUGAACGUAAUUCACCAUAAAAAAGUUCUGCUGUAUAAAACUCUCUUCUCAUCUCUUCAGCGAUUUGCUCCUCCUCUCCUUUUCUCUCUCCCCUCGCCGGGAAAACUACCCAAUUUUCUCCGGCGAUCGGGAUUAUUCAUACUAACCGCAGAGCUAUUUCUUUCAUUCCCAGAAUGUCAACAAUUCCAUCUUUAUCCCUCAAAUACCCAAAACCUAUCCUUUCUAUCCCCAAUUCGAUUUUCCAUAGUAAGAAUUUUUUUAUAAGGUAUCCAGCUCUUAAAGGGUAUAAUGGGGGCGGCUUAAACGCUGUUGCAUGUUCGACUCCGUCGUCGUUAACUGGGAGAGUGGGUUUGCACAGACGGGAAGGCAACUUGUCGUUACUGUCGUUUGGUGCAAAUCCGAGGAGCUUUUAUAUAGCAGAAGAUGAAGAUAAGGUAGAUUAUUCACAAGCACUUUCUGCAUUGCUUCCUUUUGUUGUGGCGCUCACUGCUGUGGCUGCUCUUUCUCAGCCUUCAACUUUCACAUGGAGUACUGAUGUCAUGCUGGUGAAGCAAAUUCCCUGUACUUUAACUAUGGCUUACGGGGUGUCUAAAGAAUUGUACGCUCCUGCACUUGGAGGAAUCAUGUUAUCAAUUGGUAUUAGACUUUCUAUUGAUGAUUUUGCUCUUGCGAUUAAAAGACCUUUGCCCUUAUCUGUUGGAUUCGUUGCUCAAUAUGUCCUGAAGCCAGCUCUUGGCUUGCUGGUAGCACAGGCAUUUGGGAUGCCUCCGAUGUUCUACGCUGGUUUUGUCCUUAUGUCUUGUGUUGCAGGGGCUCAAUUAUCAAGUUAUGCCAGCUUCUUGAGCAAAAGUGAUGUGGCUUUCAGUAUUCUCUUGACCAGUUCAAGCACCAUUGCUUCAGUUCUUGUUACUCCACUUUUAACUGGCCUGCUUAUUGGUUCAGUCGUUCCAGUUGAUGCAGUUGCAAUGUCAAAGUCAAUCUUGCAGGUCGUUCUUCUCCCCGUCGGUCUUGGCUUAGUGCUGAACACCUAUGCAAAACCAGUAGUAUCUGUUGUUCAACCUGUGAUGCCAUUUGUUGCCAUGCUUUGUACUUCACUGUGUAUUGGCAGCCCUCUUGCAAUCAAUCGUGCUCAGAUUCUUUCUGCUGAGGGUGCAAAAUUGAUCGCUCCCGUACUGACAUUUCAUGCAAUGGCAUUUGCAGUGGGUUAUUGGCUCUCGAAACUUCCAAUUUUUAGGUUUGAAGAAGAAGUCUGCAGGACGAUUUCUUUAUGCACAGGAAUGCAGAGUUCUACACUGGCGGGGCUACUCGCAACUCAAUUUCUUGGAAGCAGUCAAGCGGUACCCCCUGCAUGUUCUGUUGUUGCAAUGGCUAUAAUGGGCCUUUCCCUUGCCUCUUUCUGGGGCAGUGGAUACCGGAUCAGGGACAUGCCAUCCAUUCUGUUUCCACCAACUGCUUCGACUAUCAACCCUUUACAGUAAGCUAGAGAACGGUAUAUAGAGAGUAGGAUACUUGGUAGAAAGGUAGACGUCCUUUGAGGGUUAGGCAAAUUAACUUAAAUGCAGUAGAAUGGUUAAAUGAGAUGGGGGCAUAUAUAUACUACAAUGACCUUCCAAAGUAUGUAUGAAAGCAGCUGAUAAAGAGGUAGACGAAAUAGUAUUGUAACCAGUAAAGUGAAGGGCUUGAAGCUGAGGGCUGCUUGUACAGUUCUUAUACAAUCUCAAUGUAUAGCAUUUUAGCGUCCUUGCCUAAACAUAUAGUUGGAUGAUCUUA